AAACAGACAUUUUUCUAGCUGACAUUUUACCAGUUGACGGGAAACGGCCCACUGUCUGACCGUAGUGGCUGUAGAGCAAACUUACCUCGAUUUAUUCUAAAGACGAGCGCUUAUUUCACUGAUCGAAUAUCGAUCUUGCUCCCCCCCUUCAAAUCAGGAGUCAAGAUGUUUUACACAUGUGGACCCAAUGAAGCCAUGGUGGUGUCCGGCUUUGGCCGUUCGCCUCCUCUAAUGAUUGCUGGAGGGCGAGUGUUUGUCUUCCCCUGUAUCCAGCAGAUCCAGAGAAUCACACUCAACACCCUGACUCUAAAUGUGAAGAGUGACAAAGUCUACACCCGUCAUGGUGUUCCUAUCUCCGUCACUGGCAUUGCCCAGGUGAAAAUCCAGGGCCAGAAUAAGGAGAUGUUGGCCACCGCCUGCCAAAUGUUUAUGGGUAAGUCUGAGCCUGAGAUUGCCCAGAUUGCACUGGAGACACUGGAGGGACACCAGAGAGCCAUCAUUGCCCAUUUGACUGUGGAGGAGAUCUACCAGGACCGUAAGAAGUUCUCCGAGCAGGUCUUCAAAGUGGCCUCCUCUGAUCUGGUCAACAUGGGGAUUGGUGUGGUCAGCUACACGCUCAAAGAUGUUCAUGAUGAUCAGGACUACCUUCACUCCCUGGGCAAAGCCAGAACAGCCCAGGUGCAGAAGGAUGCCAGAAUCGGAGAGGCCCAGUACAAAAGAGAUGCUGUCAUGAGGGAGGCCCAUGCAAUGCAGGAGAAGGUUUCAGCUCAGUACAAGAAUGAGAUUGAGAUGGCAAAAGCCCAGAGAGACUACGAGCUGAAAAAGGCAGCCUAUGAUGUUGAGGUCAACACGAAGAAGGCUGAGUCAGAAAUGGCCUAUCAGCUUCAGGUGGCCAAGACCAAGCAGCGCAUUGAGGAGGAGAAGAUGCAGAUCCAGGUGGUGGAGCGGACACAGCAGAUUACACUGCAGGAGCAGGAGAUCACCCGCAAGGAGAAGGAGCUGGAGGCCAAAAUUAAGAAGCCUGCAGAAGCAGAGAAAUACCGACUGGAGAGACUGGCUGAGGCACAGCGCCUGCAGCUUAUCAUGGAGGCCGAGGCUGAGGCCGAGUCCAUCAGAAUGAAGGGCGAGGCAGAGGCUUUUGCCACAGAGGCUAAGGGUCGUGCCGAGGCGGAGCAGAUGGCCAAGAAAGCCGAGGCCUUCAAGGAGUACAAAGAUGGAGCCAUGGUGGACAUGCUGCUGGAGAAACUGCCUCUGAUGGCAGAGGAGAUCAGCAAGCCGCUGUCGGCAGCCAACAAGGUCACUAUGGUGUCUAGUGGCGGCUCAGAGGUGGGAGCAUCCAAGCUUGCUGGAGAGGUGCUCGAUAUCAUGACCAGGCUGCCUUCCGCUGUGGAGAAACUCACUGGAAUCGACAUCUCCCAGGCUGCAGGAAAGACCACCCUUGUGCAUUAAGAAGAAAGGAUGAGUAGAAGUAAUCAGGACAGGCCUCACCAGUAUCCAGACUAGGAGCUUCACAUCACCCUCCUUGUGCCUAUAACCACUGUAGUGAUCCUUCAACACCGUUGUCUGAUUGUCUCUGUGCAUGCACGUGUUUCACUUGUGUCUUUUUCCUUAUGUCCUCAUGUCUCUGGUCUGAGCUGUUGUGCUUUCUGCGGUGGGAGACAGAAAAAGCAGCUGCUUUUUUUGAUGAAGUUAUUGAUGAAGCUACUUUUGUUAGGAGGAGACAAAAGCCUCAGCCCACUUUUAACCAGUGAUGCUAGGAACUCGUGUCUUUGUUUUCUUAUACUUCACCUUCUCUAUGAAUGUUUCUAUUGUGCCGCCAUCAGUCUAAUUUUCCCUGCGUAGGGACUGGGUCCAUAAACUCUGUUACUUUUCCUCUUUUUAAUGUAGAAAAUGUUUAUGGCUCAAAGUUUUUUGUGCCUUCAGAUUCAUUAAAUAGGGCAGAGCGUCUUUAUAUCAGCAUCACUGCAUAACUUCGUGUGUGGGCGUCAUGUCAUUGUACUACUAUACUACUUACUUACCUAAUCUAUGUAUUCUCUCCUAUUUGUGCACUCGUCCAAUAUAAAGAAACAGAGCUGAGGUGCUGCUUGUUCACUCCGAGUGUCUGUGUGGAAACAAUGUUACUGGACCCAAAAUCAUAUCAGGUGUACUGCAAGUGGAAGGAUUGUCUUUGUGCUUCAGAGUGAAGGGGAAGAAAGUAGUUGUUGGAAACAAGCUUAAGGGUUUUCCUGUGAAAAGCAACGAAAGUACGUUAUAGUUGAGUUUUGACUUGCAGCUUCAGUGUCUUCUAGAGUCGUGGCCUUUAUAUGGCGAGCAUAAAGAAGGACCAUCACUAACUAGCCUACUGCUUUGAUGUAGUUUAAGCUGACAUAUGGGAGAUACUAUGACUUUUGUGGGCGUUUUACUUGCUGUACUGAUUUUCCAUGACAAUGUGAUGCUGAGUAUUAUAGAUUCUGACAGAUUUUAGCUCUCGCAGUUAUGGAAGGUUUUGGAUGACAAUUCACUACCUCUGUUUUGGAGCUGGUUUAUUUUUUUUCAGACUCUUCACCAAGCUGCCAAGCCUUCUGAAUUUUGUUAUCGCCAAGUGCCUGGUCAAAACUCCUCAACAGUGAAGUCAUGUUGACUUCUCCCGGUUAAGCCUAUAACAUUUUUCUUUCAGGUAAUCCUGCCUCAUAUGCAACUGAUCCAAGCCAUUGUCCGUCACUAAGAAUGGCGGUAGAUGAAAGCCAAAUCUGUCUCUUUCAUAUAUUCUCCUGACUAAUCUUUCACUUCCAUUAAAAUGCGCAUGUGGGUGCAUGCCUAUCCACUAAAUCGACAGCAGUUUUUACAUAGUGUGAAAGUUGUAUACUAGUGUCAGAUAUUCUAGGAUUUAUCUGUAGUGAAAUGUUCUGUAGACAAUAAAAUAUGCUAUAAUCACUGA
Chelmon rostratus (copperband butterflyfish) is the source of this 2917-nucleotide messenger RNA. It is a transcript of the gene flot1b, whose product is annotated as flotillin 1b. Gene Ontology annotation, cellular component: plasma membrane. The transcript is spliced from 13 exons. Gene Ontology annotation, biological process: protein localization to plasma membrane; protein kinase C signaling; positive regulation of cell-cell adhesion mediated by cadherin. Bases 166 to 1449 code for a protein of 427 amino acids. The record is from RefSeq and is a predicted model, not a curated record. Lineage: Eukaryota; Metazoa; Chordata; Actinopteri; Chaetodontiformes; Chaetodontidae.